This is a messenger RNA of Daldinia caldariorum, 3732 nucleotides long. RefSeq lists its product as uncharacterized. NCBI's taxonomy places the organism in Eukaryota, Fungi, Ascomycota, Sordariomycetes, Xylariales, Hypoxylaceae. Bases 1 to 3732 code for a protein of 1243 amino acids. The record is from RefSeq and is a predicted model, not a curated record. The transcript has 4 exons.
AUGUCGCUGAAUGGACUGGACGAUGCUAAGGUUAUAGAAGCCCACGAAUCCGCUGUCACCGAACCUGGGGGAUGGUUCCUUCUCAAAUACGCUAAUCGUGACGAGGUUGAGCUUCUCGAUCGUGGGAAUGGUGGGAUUGUUGAUAUCCGUGGUGCAAUUGCAAAAUACGAAGAGGCGUCGCCGUUGUACGGCUUCCUUAAGUACAGACGGAGGAGUGUCCUGUUAAAAUACCAACCUGAGGAUUGCUCGAGACUUGUCCAAGCUCGUGCAACAGUGCAUUUUAACGCUGUCUGUGAACGGUUUGCGCCGUACGAUAUCACCUUCGAAAUUUCGGUAGCGAAAGACCUGAAAGAUAGUAAGCUUUCUGCGGCUUGUUCGCUGCAUGCGGCAUCCGGUUCGGCGUCAUCAUCCUCGAGCUCACUACGACGGCGGAGACUAAACGAGAUAGCCGAGGAAGAGGAGGAGGAAGAAAGAGAGAGGAAAAGGCAGUCAACAGUUAAGGAGGAAGAUAAACGCGCAUCAUCUGUGUACUCGGUACCCGCUUCCUCACCGCCUACAGAACGCCCUACCGUACUCGAUAGUCAACAGAUCUCCGCCCCGCAAGAAACCAGCUUUACCUCAACGGUCAACGUCCCAGAAUUUACAGGAGCUGACAGACCGACAUCCCCUACACAAUCCGAAAGCGCUCCACGCCUAUCCUCCCAGUCCACACGGCCCGAUUUGCAUAGCUACUCGACCUACACAUAUGGCAAGCCAAAGGUGAAGCUCGGCCCCCGACCAUCGCUAGAGACGAACAAGCGACCUUCGACAGCUGAAAAUUUUCGCCCCACUGCAGCCUUGCCGGCAGGAUUUAAGUUAUUCUCCAAAGGAACCAAGAAGGGGGGACAGUCUCAUGAUAUGGAACAAGUCGAGAAGACUGAAGAAGCAGAAGAAGAGAUUACUUUGGAUACCGCUCUCACGCAAUCUACACCUAUCCCUGAGGUUCCACAAGGCACUGGCCUUCAGCUGCCCCCGCGACCCGCAACAAAUUCGGGAGCUUCUAUUAAAUCUAUUAAAUCAACCACACAAUCACUAGCGCCCCCACCAACAAAGGAGGCGAAGAUUACACCUGAGAAAGCACGACUCAUGAAGGCCAUGAAGUUGAGGGAAAAGAAGAAGAUGAUGAAGAAUACUACAACGUCAACGUCAGAACAAACAACUCAGUCGGAUAACCCGUCUGUAGUCGAGACCAAGGGAGAAUGCGACGCCGAGUCUAAAGAUUCUCUGCAAAUUAAGAGCGACGCUGGUCAUCGCGCCGUAUCCAACGCAGACUCUGGUAUUGCUAUUGACCCACCCACGCCGAUGACGAUCAAUACAGAGGAUACAUCCGACUCCCGUCCAAAUUCUCCGACGGGUGCAACCUCGUCUGAAAUAGGGGUAUCCACGAAAGCGUCCUCCCUGUCCGAGUCGACACACGAAACUGUCCAAGCCUCCAAAGACAUAAGGGAAGAGCCUGAGGAGGCUGAGCCUAAAGAUAUUCCAGGAAUGGAAAACGGGCUAGAACAGACUAAGACGCGUGACACGGAUGUCUUAGACAAGGGAGAUACUAAAAUUGAUCAAGAAUCCCAAAAGAUUCCAGAUCAUCCUACACAAACAACCGAGCACUCUGGACGCGGUUCGGUCGAGGUGGAUGAUCGUGCUGAUAUUGUCUCGCCGCCCAGUCCAAAGGGUAACGAGCAACGUAACGAGAAACCAUCGAACGAAGACGACACACCCAAGUCGCCUUGGAGGGUGCCUGUUUCGAAGUUCUCUUCCCACGAGACGGACGCCCCGGCCGAACAGAAAUCGCCGACGACUCCUCGUCUAAAGUCGAAAUUCUCCAUACCGGAUAUAUCUCUCCCCCCAGAGCCUGUUCCUGCUUUACCAAACGCGUCCGUAGAGGGCAGCAAGCAGGCCGGAGGCGAACCGCUACUAAAGACUACUUCAGAGAUCCCGCUCCCUCCGAGAUCAACUAAGCGCAGGACCGUCAUCGGGACUAUAAGAACUGAUUUGACGAAGACCACGGCUCAUUCCGAAGCUCACGAUCCUCUUCUCGAUGAUGCUUUGAUGGACGAGCUACAAUCAGCGACGUUGCAGGAGGCCAAACCUAUGCUCGUAUCCAAAUCGCCCAUCACUCCCGUUUUCCCCAAUUCCAAUUCCGGCGGGCAAGGUCUGUCAUUAUCUCGUGCAGUUUCGAACCCGAUGCGUGGCCCACUCCCAGUAUCCGGUGAUGUCUCACAGAGUAGCGCGAGAAGUGUGUCGGCAGGUGGUGCGGCCCUGCUACACAGCAUUACCCGACAGUCGUCGAACGCUGGCCUACAAGCUAAGAAGAACAACCUCGGCUCGAGCAUUUCACAGAGAAUCAAGGCUUUAGAGAAGCUUUCGGGUCCUCCUGGCUCGGAAGACGUCCGUCCAAAGACCGCAACACCAUCCUCGACUUUCUUUGGCGUUCGUAGGCAGAGCAUCAGAGAUUUGUCUAGAACUUCUACCGUAGUAGAUCCCACCAGUCCUCAAGCGCAGCCCUCCUCGCCUGAACAGUUCCAAGAAAGACCGCCUAAACUGACCGGCGCAGAGAGGCGUGAGAGAUCCCUCUCGGUGGUUAGUCGAUUGUCAAUGUUUGAAAUGCCAACACAAAACUCACUUCGUGGGCGACCUGAUUCCGUCCAAGUUACUGCAAGGAUAGUUCGCGAUCCUAACAACAGCAUGCCAAGGAAACCUGAACCCAAUGCAAGCGCUGAUGACUACCCUCAACUCGAAUUGAAGCAGUCGCCACUUGUUGUGGAUCUACAGACACCAGAACCGUCAGAACCUAUUCCCGAGCCGGCUCCUACCUCAUUAGUACAAGUUCACAAUGAGACCAUUCAAGAGAGACGUGACAAGAAGUCGGUUCCCGACGAUGGCGAAAAGAAGCAUCGGCGUUCGUCUUUGAGUAUAGUCAAAGACUUCAUCAAAGACCGACGAACUUCAAAUGCUAACAAAUCGACGGAUAACUUAGCGGUGAUGUCUCCGAACGGAGCAAAAUCUCCAAAUAGGCCACCGUCAUCCCAUCAGAUCGGUAGUAGCUUUGGAAGACGGUUGUCAAUUUCAAGCCGUCGCUCUUCGAUCAGUCGCGAGCGAGAUAAUUCAGGAUCAACACCCAUCGGGUCACCCGCAGUUCUCAGUGACAGCGGUUCCGGUGACGACGAUAAGAAGAGUGAGAAGAAGUCGGAGGGGCGAGCAUCUCGAUUUAUGAGGCGCCUAUCGAGCUCUCUUAGUGGGAACAAGAAAGCUACGAGCCCGCAUAUUUCUCCUACUGUCGCCGAGGAAGAUGCAGAUCAGCUUGCUACUUCUACCACCGAUGUCUCGGUAUCCUCUCAACCCACUGUCGUGGCAUACAUGGGUGAUGUCAACGUGCAGUUUCCAGACAAUCUACUGUGGAAACGCCGUAGCAUGUCUCUAGAUACUGAAGGAUUCUUGUUCCUAAGUAUCGUACAAGGGGCUGCGAUUAGUGGAAAGGAUAAGGCUGCCGCUACCGGUGUUAAGCGUUAUCACUUGAGUGACUUCCGCGCUCCUUACAUUCCCGAUGUCGAGAUACAAGAGCUCCCUAACAGUGUAGUUCUGGAUCUUGUGGAAGGCUCUUGUCUGCAAAUUGCCUGCGAAGACCGAGCCGGCCAGCUAAACAUUCUGCAAGCUCUUCAAGAUGCGCACCAAAAGCACAGCUCCUUCAGACAAUAG